Melitaea cinxia (Glanville fritillary) is the source of this 1205-nucleotide messenger RNA. RefSeq names its product monocyte to macrophage differentiation factor. Gene Ontology annotation, cellular component: membrane. The record is from RefSeq and is a predicted model, not a curated record. Bases 221 to 1018 code for a protein of 265 amino acids. The transcript has 4 exons. NCBI's taxonomy places the organism in Eukaryota, Metazoa, Arthropoda, Insecta, Lepidoptera, Nymphalidae. Gene Ontology annotation, molecular function: pore-forming activity.
UGUCAAAUUGUCAAUUUGAUCUAUCGUUCAUCGCGAACUGCUUUAAACGGUGGACGAUCGUUCGGGGUGUGUAUAAAACAGAAUGUUUUAUUGAAAGUUUUCACACAGAAAAUGUAAAUUGAAUUACGAUCAUGAGUGCUAAUAUCAUUAUAAGAUUAAGCGUAUCGUCAUUGGUCUCAUGACCACUUACAUUUAAUUCUCAUACCUAUAAAAAUUUACAAUGGGUGACGUCGUAAGCUUAUUUUCUGUGAUAAUAAUGAAAUUAAAAUCAAAAUUUAAUCAAAGUAAGAUUUACUUCCAUUGCGAUUUGCCAUGGGAAAAGCUCAAGUCUGUGAAAUGGAUGAACGAAAGAGCCACCUCGAAUAAGGCCUACGUACCGACUACUGUGGAAAAUAUUGCCAAUGUGUGUACCCAUGCACUAUGCGUUGCACCAGCGUCUCUCGGCGCGCGGGAAUUGCUAACGCGCUCCAUGAAUGCGCCCCAAGCCAUAGCAGCUGUGGUCUACGGGAUGGCGCUUUGCCUCCUGUUCGCCGUGUCCACCACCUUCCAUUCAGUAUGCUGUUGUCAAUCUGACACUAAAAUGAAACAGUUCCUGCACCGAUGCGACCGCGCCAUGAUCUAUAUAUUCAUCGCGAGUUCCUACUUCCCCUGGCUGACCGUGGGCACGCUGUCGUGCUGGAUGCUAAGGGAGCUACGCUGGGCGAUCUGGCUGCUGGCAGUCCUCGGGAUCACCUAUCAGCAGAUAUUCCACGAGCGGUACAAGAUGUUGGAGUUGUUGCUGUACUUGAUAAUGGGACUGGGGCCCGCGGUGAUCAUUGUCACGUCAAACCACCAUAUCCCGGCGAUGCACGAUCUCAAGAUAGGCGGCUUGCUGUACCUGAUAGGCGUAUUCUUCUUCAAGUCGGACGGUCGCAUUCCAUUUGCUCAUGCCAUUUGGCAUAUCUUCGUGGCACUGGCCGCGAGUGUUCACUACCUAGCUAUUUUACGACAUCUCUUCCCUGAACUAAAACCGCAAUGAAGACUGGCCGAUAAACCUAUUCAAUCUCGAUUAGCGAGCUCUCUAACAUAUUUCUGUAACUUAAUUCGUUAAUAAAGCUCCAGGUGUUUCGAUUGAUCGUUGACAGCGGCUUCAGAAAUUGCAGAUGUCAAUUGAGAUGAGCAGCCGACAUUGUGGACGAUAAAUGAAAAGCUAGUGGGAUUGAUAU